GCCCCCGGCACCGGCGCCGCAGCAUCCCGGGCGCGCCGCCACCGCCGCGUACUCCUGGCCCUGGGGCUGCUUCGCCGAGGGCUCGCCGCGUUUAGGCCCCCGCCAGAAUCCCAUUGGCGCGGCCUCUGCGAGAGACACCGCUCAUCCCCAGCCAUGGACGGGGACAGGGUGGAGAUAGACGGCGGGAUCAUGGAGGGGGGCGGGCAGAUCCUGCGGGUGUCCACGGCGCUGAGCUGCCUGCUGGGGGUGCCGCUGCGGGUGCGCCGGAUCCGCGCCGGGCGGAGCCAGCCCGGCCUCAGACCUCAGCAUCUGUCUGGAUUGGAGAUGGUUCGAGAUCUCUGUGAUGGGAAGCUGAAUGGUGGAGAAAUUGGCUCAACAGAAAUAACCUUCACUCCUGGGAAGAUCAAAGGUGGAACCCACAUAGCUGAUACAAAAACAGCAGGGAGUGUGUGUCUACUGAUGCAGGUAGCAAUGCCCUGUGUGCUGUUUGCUGCUUCCCCAUCAGAGCUUCAUCUAAAAGGUGGGACUAAUGCGGAGAUGGCUCCUCAGAUAGACUACACAGUCAUGGUUUUCAAGCCAAUAGUUGAAAAGUUCAAUUUCACAUUUAAUUGUGACAUAAAAAGGAGGGGCUACUAUCCUAAAGGAGGUGGUGAAGUUGUACUCCACAUGUCUCCAGUCAAAGAGCUGAGCCCAAUAAACUUAACAGAACGUGGUACAGUGACAAAGAUUUAUGGAAGGGCAUUUGUUGCUGGAGCACUGCCUAUCAAACUGGCAAAAGACAUGUCAGCAGCAGCAGUGAGAUGCAUCAGAAGAGAAAUCAGAGAUCUUUAUAUUAACAUUCAGCCUGUCAGAGAACCUGAUGAUCAAGCUGUUGGGACUGGAAGUGGAAUAAUUAUUGUUGCAGAGACCUCAACAGGUUGUUUGUUAGCUGGGUCAUCACUUGGCAAGAGAGGAAAGAAUGCUGACAAGGUUGGCAUUGAAGCAGCUGAGAUGCUGCUGCAGAAUCUUAAACAUGGUGGAACUGUGGAUGAUUCUCUGCAAGACCAACUUAUCAUUUUUAUGGCACUAGCAAAGGGAGUAUCUAGAGUGAAAAGUGGACCAAUUACACUUCAUACUCAAACAGCUAUACACUUUGCAGAGCAGCUAACAAAGGCCAAAUUUACUGUGACAAAAUCAGAAGAGGAAAACGCUGGUAAUGAUACCUACAUCAUCGAGUGCCAAGGAAUGGGGUUGAUAAACCCAAACUUAUAGUGUUAAAAAAAACAAAAGAAAAGGCAGCAAGCUGCCAAAAGCAGCACUCAACAUACCUCAGUGAUGUAUUGCACUACACUUCAUUGGAUGUAGAAUCUGCCUGAAGAGGAGGAGCCUUCUGUCACAUCAGAAUGAUUUAACUUGAAGGUUGAUGUCAAGCUUUUCCUUGGUAUGGUGAGAAUCUGCCACGUGAAAAAUGAAAAUUUUUUUUUUUUUUUUUUUUUUUUUUUACUAUUAGCAGCAGAAUUAUAGCAACAGGACAGCAAAAUAGAAUAUACUGUAUGUAUGCAAGAGCUUCAGUUAGAAGCUUUGAAUUUUACCUAAGUAGAAAAUAACUGUUUUAGUUCAGUAUUUCUUUCCCUUUUAAAAAAUGCAAAUAAGUAUUUUAGUUCAGUAUUUCUUUCCCUUUUAAAAAAUGUAAGUUUGGUUCUCUGGAAGCCUUUAUGUUAUGAAGUACAUAGAAUGAAAUGCACCAUCAAGUCUGUAUUGCUGUUCUUCCUUAGCCAUUUGCUAAAUAAUAAAGCAGUAUCACCCUAUAAAA
Molecule: messenger RNA, 1792 nt
Organism: Catharus ustulatus (Swainson's thrush)
Lineage: Eukaryota; Metazoa; Chordata; Aves; Passeriformes; Turdidae
Gene: RTCA
Product: RNA 3'-terminal phosphate cyclase
Exons: 11
Coding region: 154-1251 (365 amino acids)
Biological process (GO): RNA processing
Cellular component (GO): nucleus
Molecular function (GO): RNA-3'-phosphate cyclase activity
Source: RefSeq, a predicted model, not a curated record